AUGGAUCCAAAUAUCAUGCUGAUGGUCAUUAUGAAGUAUCUGAAACAAGCAAGAGAUGAACCGAUACGAUACGCUGAGAUAACUAUGCAAAAAGUAAUUCGUCUAUUUUAUUUGUACAUGCGUUACAAGGAAUUGCAAGAUGACAGAAAGAACCGUGAAAUGUGGGUACGGCCUAUUUUUACGGAGAGGAGAAGACUUCUGCAAGGUGACAGCGACAAUCUAAUUGUGGAGAUGCGAUUGGAGGAUCCGAAUAAGUACUUCAACUACCUCAGAAUGUCAGCUGUAAUCUUCAACGAGUUGCUCAAUAUUGUCGGACCUUUGAUCGAAAAGGAAAAUGUAGUUCGGAAACCGAUACCGGCCAGAACGAGAUUAGAAGUGACUAUACGAUGGUUGGCAUCUGGUGACAGCAUGACAUCGUUAUCGUAUGCUUAUCGCAUUGCCCAAUGUACGCUAUCACGAAUAAUUCCGGAAACUUGUGAAGCAAUUUGGCUCGCCCUAAAGGAAAAGUUUAUGAUUGAUCCAACCGAAGACAAUUGGAGAACAAUAGCAGAAGACUUUGCGACAACAUGUCAAUUUCCAAACUGCAUAGGCGCUAUCGAUGGAAAGCAUGUCGUAAUUCAGGCACCGCCUCGUAGUGGUUCCUGCUACUACAACUACAAAGGAAACCAUAGCAUAAACCUGCUCGCAGUAAGUGAUGCCAAGAACCGCUUCACAAUUGUUGAUAUUGGAACUGAAGGGAGGCAAAGCGACGGAGGUGUUUUUGAAAGCAGUGGAUUACCGCAUCUAUUUCAGACAAAUGCUCUCCAUAUCCCUCCAUCUACGCGUCUGAAUAAUAUGGAUUUCGAGUUUCCAAACGUUCUAUUGGGAGAUGAGGCAUUCCCCCAGAGCAGACAUAUGAUGCGACCAUACUCUCGGAGUCGACGGCUGAAUAUUAGCCGAAAAAUUUUCAACUAUCGCCUGAGUCGAGCAAGGAGAACGGUUGAAUGUGCUUUCGGGAUUUUGGUUGCAAGAUGGAGAAUAUAUCGUCAACCUAUUCUUGCAUGCACAUCUACUGCUGUAAAAGCAGUACAGGCCACGGUUAUCUUGCAUAAUUUUAUUAUUAAUCAAGAAUUAGACUUACCACUUGCAGAAAGACAGUACUGUAAUAUACAAGAAGAGCGCAACCUCUCGGCUACUAAUGAACUUACAGACAUACGUAAUAGCAGUUCGCGAAAGUCUAAAGCACUGAAGAUUCGAGAUAACUUUGCUCACUAUUUCGAGCAUGUAAAUCCUCUACCGUGGCAGUGGGACAAAGUUUUAACUAACAACUUUUGA
Messenger RNA from Cyphomyrmex costatus, 1314 nucleotides. RefSeq names its product putative nuclease HARBI1. The record is from RefSeq and is a predicted model, not a curated record. The transcript is spliced from 2 exons. Bases 1 to 1314 code for a protein of 437 amino acids. Lineage: Eukaryota; Metazoa; Arthropoda; Insecta; Hymenoptera; Formicidae.